Molecule: messenger RNA, 4047 nt
Organism: Drechmeria coniospora
Lineage: Eukaryota; Fungi; Ascomycota; Sordariomycetes; Hypocreales; Ophiocordycipitaceae
Product: Nucleolar 27S pre-rRNA processing protein
Exons: 3
Coding region: 1-4047 (1348 amino acids)
Biological process (GO): ribosome biogenesis
Cellular component (GO): nucleolus
Source: RefSeq, a predicted model, not a curated record
AUGAGCACUACAAAUCUCAUCAAAACCGUUCGAGGACUUGAGCAAACAGGACCAGGAGAAAAGGGCGAAAAUCUACAGCGGCUUUGGAGUGGCCUUGCUGCAUCAUGUGAUGGCCGCUUUCAUGCUGCAGAGGAGAGCACCUUGCGAUGGCUCCUCAAAUCCAUGAACGGUUCUGCUCCAACUGCCGAAACCUUGAGGCGAUACCCUUUGUCAUGGACAAUUCUGGCCUGCGUCUUCCAACGAAUUCCCCUCUAUCCUCUUGCCAAGUCGUUAGCCGAUAGAAAAUUCAUGGCCGUGCUGCAGCAGGCACUAAAGGACGCAUCCAAUCCCGCCGCUGGGUUCUCGUCCACCCCCUCGAAGCGAAAACGAACGCCGACGACCGACUACAUCUUGGAGGAGUUGCAAUCGCAACAUGGGUGCCUGGAGACGGCGCAUGCGCUGUUUGACUCGUUGAAGACACUGCUGGAUCGUCUAGAGAUCACCGAGGGGGGUUACUCACGGGACAAGAUUGGCGCCGAGCACAUCAAGUCACUCUUCGGCACUCCGGCAGCAGAAUCAGCACGCAUCGUGGCGCCAGCGUUGCACACUUGCGCCAUCCUUUUGAGCGACCGUUUGGCGGACAAUUUCGAUGGAGCCCAAGACAGGAUCCGUAUCAUUUCGUCCAUCUGGGACCUUCACUUGCAAGGUAGCGACGACACCCUCGAAGUGGCAACCCAUCUCUUCCGGCCAGCGGCAACCAUACUUGGCAGGCUCGGCGCAUUCUCCUCAACUCAUGCGGUCGAUACACCCGACCUUCUAACGACACGUUGGACCGGAGACCUUGUGGCGUUCAUGCACAGAAACUUCAUUCUGCCCGGAAGAUUAGCUUUCGUCAACAUGCAAACUUUCGAGCCAUUUCGCAAUGCUCUGGACAUCACGACAGAUAUAAUUCACGUAUCCGGUCCUGCCUUGUACUACCUCGCAUCUGGAGUCUCAAGCCGAGUGACCGAAGGCGACCUCCGCAAGAACAACGCGGAAUGGAUGAAAAGGAUAUUCCAAGCCGUCGAACCUAUCAUCAGGAAUCGGUCGGAUCGGAGCACGCUCUUGCAGUCUAUUCUCGAGCUAGCUGUACAGAAUUCCACCCCGGUCGAUGCGGAAGACCUUCGGCGGAUAUGCCGCGACUACGCGUUGCAAGGAGCAGAGACCAAUUGGCAAUUGAUGUCCAAAGCGGCCAAGUGCGAACCGGACAUCUUUCAGCUGUCUGAUGAAGGUGUCAAAUUACGGGGAGACGUAUGCGAAAGGAUUGCUGAGCAAACCCUAGGCGAUGGCCAUGAUAGGAAUGCUGUCCUGGACGUCGUUGGCGCCAUCUCGGAAGGGUUUCGAACGAGACGCGACUUCCCGAGCUUUCUGCAAUUGUGGUAUGAACAGCUGUGCGCAGCUGAAGGGCAAAACCUGGACGCCCAUUCACCAUGGUUUGAACUUGCGCAACUCACCGCCACCAAGCAGCCAUUUCAUUCUUUCGUGGAAUCCGAGCUCUCACCCUCUCAGCUGCUCGAUGUGAUUGCAUGGGCCGAGGCGCAGAAGCCGAAGUCGCACCCAAAGGCCACCUGUGUAUUCGCAAGCACACUUGUUCAAGGACUACGAAGCGAGUCGUUUGUAGAUGCGGUGGGGCGCAGGCUCUUCGAUUUGGUCGCCCCCAUCAAGAGCUCUCCUCGUACCGCCCUCAAAUGGACAGUCGUGUCCAGGACCAUCUCCUGGGUUUCGCCAAAUGACAGAGCCGACGUUUGGAGCUCGGUCAAGAGUCGGAUGGCCAAAAUCCUGAAGUCCUCGCCAAUAUUUUCCACCGAAACCUUUGAAGCAUUCAAAUGUUGUCACCAGGUUUGGGAUUCGAUGUACCCCGAUGACGAGCAUAUGACCGAAGCGGCCACCUUGGUCGAAGUCUUCAGCAGGCGGCUCGCGGCCGAGAUUGCCUCAGAUAAGAGCUUGCAGAGGAGCGAGCUCUCUACAGCUGAUGCUGGUGCCAAGUUAGAUCUGUCAGCCAGAACUGCAUAUAAGCAAUACCUAUCUUGGCAUCUAUCCGCUGCCAGCAGGUUCAGUACGAUGUACUACAGAAAGAAGGAGGAACUGCCACCCAUCGUGGCCAAUGCUCUGUCGACGGAAAAGGGUACUGAGCUGCAGUUGCUUUGGGAUACGAUUCUGCGCAAUGAAGUGAAUCUAAGCGACGGAAAACUUACGAUAGAUCUUGUUGAUCGUCUGGUCGUCGCGCUGGAAGAUUCCGAGGAGAAGAAGGGAUGGCCACGCGAGGAGGGUCAGAUGUGGAUAAACACCCUGACAGGCAUUCCGCUCGAUGCGUACAAUCGUGCGCAGCGCGAGAGGCUCAUGAUGGCCCUGAGCAAACGAAGGGUCAAGAUGGUCAAAUCCCCGAAACGGAUAUCGUUGGAUGCCUGGAAACUGGUGCUGACACUAGAGACUAAACUAAUGGCACGGCCCACAUUCUAUCCCGGUAUGAGCUUCGCACACCUCGUCGAGCUCGCUGAGGCGAUUCCUACCGUCACCCUGGAACGAUCAACGGAGCAUCUGGCUUUUCUUGAACUGGUUGAGAGAUUUUCUCUCCUGGCUGCUGCGACGAUCAGACAAAUGGCGGAAAACAUCGACGGUCGAAGUCUCGAAUACUUUCAAGGGGCCUCAGCAUUCGUAUCUGACUGCGUAGGGCACGCCGCAUCUCAAAGAGACGGUGGAAAGACAGCACGACCGUUAUUCAUGACGCUACUGAAGUCUCUCACUGCCGAACUCGCGCGUUCACCUAACUGCCACAACCAUGCGGAACUUGGCCCCCUGUUGGAUAUCUCAAGAUCGACAUUAGCGAAAUUCGUCCUGGCCAUGGCCAACAAUCUCUUGUCUGAUAAACAGCUGUUGGGUGCUCAGGAUCCUCUCGCCGAUAUGGCGCUCUUCGCUGCAGUUGAUGCGGCCAGUCAAGCCGGAGAUCUCGUGGGGCGGGUGGAUGCAAAAUCUUCUUUCAUCCGGAAGCUCGAAGCCCAAAGCAAGCAGCUAAUGCAAGAUGGAGACUUGAGAGGAUGGAAGAUUCAAGUUUUACUACGAUAUUUGUUCAAGGAGGACGAAGUGCCCCGCCCUGCAACGUACGACGGCUUGGAAAAACUGCCGAGUCAGCUUCGGGAACCUCUCUUGAAGGAGCAUGUGCAGUCUAUUACGGGGAAUGCGGACGAAACAACUCGACUGCAGUACCUGAAGGAGCUUCUUCCCGAGCCUGAUCAAAGUUUCAACGCAGUCGGCCAACUUCUUGCCAUCCAAGCAGUCGUAGAUCAACUCUUAGAUUCAGCAGACGUCCGAACCCAGACCAAGGGGUUUAGCUUGGCGGCAGCUCAUAGCCAGUUAACGAUUUCUUUGAUGAAAGGAUCAUCUCACGCCCGGCAUAUCUGCCGCAUCCUGCGCGCUCUGCUGGAGAAGAGACCGCAAGCUAUGGGUCAGUGGAACAUUGAGCUCACGCUGGAUGCGGUCUGUCUCCUAUCCGCGCCGGAAAACGACAGCUCUGACGUACCCUUUUCCUGGCUGUGCAAGCUGGUCGAGGUCAUCAUCAAGAAGCACAGACUCCGGCUCGAGGGUCACUACCACCUGCUACUGAGCACAAUCCAGGCGCUUCUUCGAAAUCUGAUCAUAAUGCAAGCCGCCAAAGACGAUGACGAUGGGUUGUCACAAGAGUCAAAGGCGCAAUCUUACGCCCGUCUCAUCACCCUGAUCUGCGAACCUACGGCUGGUGCUGUCUCACGUUCUCAGCUCCACAGUGCCUUGGACUCCGUCACGGAUGCAGCUAAACGCUCCGCUGGCAGGCACAUGUACAUGGUCCUGAUAAACUACGUCAAGUUGCAGCUGGAAGACAAUGUCCCCAGAGCCACCAGGGAGGCACUUGAGCCGGCGAUGAACUCGAUCUUCGGCAUCACUUCGCCGGCGGGCAGAAAGAUUCUUAACGAUGCCAUGGAUGAGAGCGGAAGGGCCAUUUUGCGGGAAAUGUUCAAGCGGUAUGUCAAAUUUGGCAAGUGGAGCGGCGUAUAG